Elaeis guineensis (African oil palm) is the source of this 1113-nucleotide messenger RNA. The record is from RefSeq and is a predicted model, not a curated record. Lineage: Eukaryota; Viridiplantae; Streptophyta; Magnoliopsida; Arecales; Arecaceae.
CGUUUUCUGACGCCUCACGUGUAACCUUUUCAUCCAUCUCCAUUUCAUCACCUCUCCAGCUCUCUCUCCCCACUCUCUCGAAGAAAAGUGGGUUUUGGUGUCAAAUGGUUUGUAGUGUUAUGUGAUCCAUGGGAGCUUUCUUGAGCCUGGGUGAUGGAGUCCAAGAGAGUAAUUGUCAAACAAAAAAAAAAAAAAAAGAAAAUAUAUAGAAAGCUAGGGUGAAAAGUGGUGCACACAGCGCUAACAAACGCACAGAAACACCAACACUAGAAGGAGAUCAGCAUGACUCGAGAAGCACUGGCUUCCAAGGCGCUCCCUACUUUUCUCGUCUAUGAUACCAUCUCUGCAACUCCACUCCACCACCCUGACGCUUCCUCAUGCUCCAGCCUCCUCUUCGACAAUGGUGGAGGUGGUGAUGGAUUGAGCUCGUUGGGGGUCGGUCACUCGAUGCCGGCGAUGUUAGGGGGCUUAGCGGUGGCCCCGGACUCGAGGCCUAGCACGGCGGCAGGGCAGGGAAGGAGGAAGCGGCGGAGGCGGCCGAGGAGCUGCAAGAAUAAGGAGGAGGCGGAGAGCCAGCGGAUGACCCACAUUGCCGUCGAGCGCAACCGCCGUCGCCAGAUGAACGAGCACCUCGCCGUGCUGCGGUCCCUAAUGCCAGAGUCCUACGUCCAAAAGGGUGACCAAGCGUCCGUUGUGGGUGGAGCCAUCGAUUUUGUGAAGGAGCUCGAGCAACUCCUCCAGUCCCUUGAAGUCCAGAAGAGAACACUCCGGCAACAUAAGAGCAAGGCAGAGAAAACGCCGGGCAUCGAGACACGGAGCACCGGCAGCAGCACUGAUGAGACCGAUUCCCCUCCCUUUGCUCAGUUCUUCGCCUACCCACAAUACAUCUGGCGCCAUGCACCCCGGGACUGCCCUCCACCGGAGAACCGGUCGGCGGUGGCCGAUAUCGAGGUCACCUUGACCGAAACACAUGCAAAUCUUCGGAUUCUUUCACCUACAAGGCCAAGACAGCUCCUCAAGAUGGUGGCCGGGCUUCAGAGCCUCAGGCUCACCAUUCUGCACCUCAACGUCACCACCAUGGACUCCAUGGUGCUCUACUCCCUCAGUGCCAAG